AUUUGGAAUUGCUACAAGUAGGCGACAUGUACUCUUGAAAACGUCGCGGCUUGUAGUUGAGUGUCUGCACAUCGCUUCUCAUUGUAACCUUGAGCGCCAAUUAAGAUGGCAACACGCGAGCCUCCGACGGUGCUUCCUGCGACUUCCCCGGCAUCUUCUCCUGCUCAUUCCGCCGCCAUCAUCUUCAUCCAUGGCUUUGGCGACACCGCCGAAGGCCCCGCGUCAGUCGCCGAGCAGUUCCAGCGCGGCGGCAAGCUGCCGUACAUGUCGUGGACGAUACCAAACGCCAUCGAAGACCACGAUCUCGCCAGCACAGCAUGGUUCAUGCCGACCAGGCUCUCGCCAUUCCCUCCCUCGCGUCCAGAGCUCGAAGAAGACGAAGACGAGGACGGCUUGCUGAGAAGUAGGAAGUACAUCACGGGGCUGAUAGACGAGCUUGUUGCGCAAGGCGUGCCGGAGAAGCGGAUAGUCUUGGCAGGGUUUUCACAGGGGCAGGUCAUGGCCCUACUCACCGGUCUGACGUCCAGGUACGCAGGCAAGCUGGGUGGUCUGGCUGGGUUGAGUGGCUACAUGGCGAUUCCAGAGCGAGUGCCUGCGUUGAGAGAAGAGGCUGGGUUACCGAAGGACGUCGAGGACGAUGUCGAGAUAUUCCUUGCUAGAGGCACAGGCGACAGGAUGGUUCCGAAGAGAUACUCCCGCUUAUGCCGUGAAGCAUUGGCUAAAUUCGGAGUCAAGGAUGAUUUGGUGACGGUCAAAGAGUACGAAGGGAUGGGCCACGCCCUGGGUGGCGCUGAGCUGAGGGACCUGUGCUCGUGGUUGGAGCGGGUGAUUCCACCUCUCGAGUCUUGAAGUACAAAAGUCAAGGCGCGUUGCCAACGUCAGCCAAAGCGUGUUCAGCAUCAGUGUCUAGUGUCCGCAUCCGUACCUGUGUCUUGAUGUGGGUCCGAACCGCGCGCCUUGCGGAUCGACAGGGCACCACCGUUGCCAGUUCCGACUUGGCAGGGACGCCCCUACG
Messenger RNA from Boeremia exigua, 1015 nucleotides. Its product is annotated as acyl-protein thioesterase 1. The record is from RefSeq and is a predicted model, not a curated record. Gene Ontology annotation, molecular function: carboxylic ester hydrolase activity; palmitoyl-(protein) hydrolase activity. Gene Ontology annotation, biological process: protein depalmitoylation. Gene Ontology annotation, cellular component: cytoplasm. Lineage: Eukaryota; Fungi; Ascomycota; Dothideomycetes; Pleosporales; Didymellaceae. The coding region runs from base 106 to 849 and encodes 247 amino acids. The transcript has a single exon.